Messenger RNA from Thamnophis elegans (Western terrestrial garter snake), 2231 nucleotides. It is a transcript of the gene CYRIB, whose product is annotated as CYFIP related Rac1 interactor B. The record is from RefSeq and is a predicted model, not a curated record. Gene Ontology annotation, molecular function: small GTPase binding. NCBI's taxonomy places the organism in Eukaryota, Metazoa, Chordata, Lepidosauria, Squamata, Natricidae. The transcript has 13 exons. Gene Ontology annotation, biological process: regulation of actin filament polymerization; positive regulation of T cell activation. Bases 402 to 1376 code for a protein of 324 amino acids.
UCUCGAACAGUCGCCGCCACAACCGCCCUGCCGCACGCCAUCCUCUCCGCGGGCAGCUGCGCUGCGCCUCCCGGUAUAUACAUAUAUAUUUAUAUAUCCGGCUGGUUGACGCGCACGCGCGUGACGCACGCACGCCCGGCGGUGGCCGUCCUCGCCUCCUCCACACACACACACACACACACACACCCCGUCUUGCGUGGUCAGUGCGGGCGGCUCCGGCGCGGCUCCGCUUUGCCCACCUGAGUCCCUCCCCUCAAGCUUCGGGGGAGGGAGGGAACAGCGCGACUUCAUACAACAGCUGGUGCAUCUUCCGUGCAAGGAGUAAGUGUCUGUAGAAGUUUCAAGACAUAGUUUACCUGAUUGGGAACAAAAACAGCAGCACUGGCUGAAGGCAUCUUAAUAUGGGGAACCUUCUUAAAGUUUUGACAUGCACAGACCUUGAACAGGGACCAAACUUUUUCCUGGAUUUUGAAAAUGCUCAACCUACAGAAUCAGAAAAGGAAAUUUACAAUCAAGUAAAUGUAGUGUUAAAGGAUGCAGAAGGAAUCCUGGAAGACUUACAAUCGUACAGAGGAGCUGGACAUGAAAUACGAGAGGCAAUACAGCAUCCCAGCGACGAGAGACUGCAAGAGAAGGCGUGGGGUGCAGUUGUCCCCCUAGUGGGCAAACUAAAGAAAUUCUAUGAAUUUUCUCAGAGGCUAGAAGCUGCUUUACGAGGUCUCCUUGGGGCCCUGACUAGCACGCCAUAUUCUCCUACACAGCAUCUGGAGCGAGAGCAGGCUCUUGCUAAACAGUUUGCAGAAAUCCUUCAUUUCACGCUUCGGUUUGACGAGCUGAAGAUGACAAAUCCUGCAAUUCAGAAUGAUUUCAGUUAUUAUAGAAGAACCUUAAGUCGUAUGAGAAUCAACAAUGUCCCAGCAGAAGGGGAAAAUGAAGUAAACAACGAAUUGGCCAACCGAAUGUCCUUAUUUUACGCUGAAGCGACACCAAUGUUGAAAACCUUAAGUGAUGCCACAACAAAAUUUGUUUCAGAGAACAAGAAUUUACCUAUAGAAAACACCACAGAUUGCUUAAGCACCAUGGCCAGCGUUUGCAGAGUUAUGCUGGAAACCCCGGAAUACAGGAGCAGGUUCACAAACGAGGAGACCGUAUCCUUCUGCCUGAGGGUAAUGGUGGGUGUUAUAAUCCUCUACGACCAUGUGCAUCCAGUGGGUGCUUUUGCAAAAACUUCAAAAAUUGAUAUGAAAGGAUGCAUCAAAGUUCUCAAAGACCAGCCUCCAAACAGCGUAGAAGGCCUUCUAAAUGCUCUCAGGUACACAACAAAACAUUUGAACGAUGAGACUACCUCCAAGCAAAUUAAAUCUAUGUUGCAAUAACAGUUACCUGCAAGGUGUGUUCCUGCUGUAAACAGUAUUCUGCAAUGACUGAGAUGCACAGAUUUUUUUUAAAAAAAGUGAUUGCAACUACUUAUCUUGUUCAGUCUUGCUUUUGACUUUCUUUCCCCGUGUCCUCUCUUCCAUUAAAAAAAAAAAAAUCACGUUCUUGUCCUUGAGUGAGCUGAUAACUUCUUUUUCUGUGCCAAAAUCAAUGAAAUGUAUCAUCUCUGGAAGGUAAAUUUUUUAUUUUUUAUUUUGGUUUUGGUUUUUACUUUUCAGAGUAGCCAUUGUACAUGGCAGCUAAUUCCUGCAUCGCGUUAUAGAUUUCUCCGUAUGAGAGAAAGCUCUGUGACUUGAACUAAAUAUUUUUAAAUGUGGUUUUUGUUUUCCUUUUUUGUUUUUGAAAAAAAAAACUAAUAUUUAAUAUUGCUUCUUGUGCAUGGCAAAACUGCCUAUUACUGCUAUUUAAAAAGAAAAGAAAAGAAAAAAGAAAAAUCCUCAGUGACUUCAUUUUCUAUUUGCAGCUUUUCUUAUGUGCAACCAGGAGGAAAACUUAAAAAAAAAAAAAAAGCAGAUUUGUUUAAAUUAACUGUGUUUGUACAAAUGGUACCCGACACAAAGAUUUUUUUUUUUAAAAAAAGAAAGAAACUAGUAAAAACCGUUCGUUUUUUUUGUUUUUUUUAAAAAAAAGGUUAAGUUUGCAUUUCGACUCAUUUUUGUAAGGAUGUACGUUGUAUGUUUAAUAACUAAUGUUUUUCAAAAAAAAAAUUGGUGUGUGCGUAGCCAAAUUACGUAUGCAUGUUUGUGUCAAAGGAUUGGCUGUGGAAACAACAAUAAAAGUCAGCUUUCAUUUUU